Messenger RNA from Diplodia corticola, 768 nucleotides. RefSeq names its product mitochondrial 54s ribosomal protein 16. Lineage: Eukaryota; Fungi; Ascomycota; Dothideomycetes; Botryosphaeriales; Botryosphaeriaceae. Gene Ontology annotation, molecular function: rRNA binding; structural constituent of ribosome. The transcript is spliced from 2 exons. Gene Ontology annotation, biological process: translation. The coding region runs from base 1 to 768 and encodes 255 amino acids. Gene Ontology annotation, cellular component: mitochondrial large ribosomal subunit; ribosome. The record is from RefSeq and is a predicted model, not a curated record.
AUGUUUUCCACCGCGAGACGGCGCUGCCUGCAAGGCGCAAGCGCGACCCUCAAAUCCUCCUCCUCGAACCAGUCACCCGCUCCGGCCGCCAUCCACUCCCCAUCCUCCGCUCACCGCGCUUUCAGCACUUCGAACGUGCACCAGUCGAAGAUUGGUCGCGCGCCAUUGUCAUUACCUUCGGAAGUCCAAUUCGAAGUCAUUCCGGCAGUCAAGACAAGGGGCGGCAGGGUCUCCACCCGAAAUGAGCAGGGUGCAACUGUCCGUGUGAAGGGGCCGCUGGGGGAGAUGUCAUACACCGUCCCGCCGUUUGUGGAAAUUGUGCGCGAGACGCCCGAUGCGCAGCCUAUAGUGAAGGUUUUGAAUGCGGAGGAGAAAAAGCAGCGUGAGAUGUGGGGCACGGUCCGCGUAUACCUUCAAAAUCACAUUCUCGGCGUGUCGGAAGGCCACACUGCAAUUCUGCGCCUUGUUGGCGUUGGUUACCGUGCCACAAUCGAGAAGUCUGCGACGACUGUGGAGUCUGAGUACGAGGGCCAACAAUUCGUCAACCUAAAGGUUGGCUUCUCACAUCCAGUCGAGCUGGGGAUUCCGAAGGGCGUGAAGGCAAGCACACCACAGCCAACCCGUUUGUUACUGGAGGGUGCAGACAAAGUGGCUGUGAUGUCUUUCGCAGCUAAAAUCAGGGCAUGGAGGGUGCCUGAGCCGUACAAGGGCAAGGGCAUAUUCGUCAAUGACGAAGAAAUUAAGCUCAAGUCGAAGAAGAUCAAAUAG